AUGGGUUGUGGUGCUAGCCGGAAGGUGGUCCCGGGGCCAUCCACGCUGGCCUGGGUCACGCAGGAAGGUCAAAGUCAAUACCACUUAGGAGGCCCGCGGCCAGAGGCCCUGGCUGAGGCGGCUCAGAGGAUGCAGGUGGCCCGCUUCCAUGCCAAGUUCGACCCCAGGGUUCUCGCCAGAUAUGACAUCAAGGCUCUCAUUGGGACAGGCAGCUUCAGCAAAGUUGUCAGGGUGGAGCAGAAGAGCACCAAGAAACCUUUUGCAAUAAAAGUGAUGGAAACCAGAGUGAGGGAAGGCAGAGAAGCCUGCCAAUCUGAGCUCAGCGUCUUAAGGCGGGUUAGCCAUCGCUACAUCAUCCAGCUCGUGGAGAUCUUUGAGGCCCAGGCCAGAGUUUACGUGGUGAUGGAGCUGGCUACGGGAGGGGAGCUCUUUGACCGACUCAUCACCCAGGGCUCCUUUACAGAGCAGGAUGCUGUCAGAAUCCUCCAGAUGGUAGUUGAUGGCGUCGGCUAUUUGCAUGCAUUACGAAUAACUCACAGGGACCUAAAGCCUGAAAAUCUCUUAUAUUAUCAUCCAGGUGCAGAAUCAAAAAUCUUAAUCACAGAUUUUGCCUUGGCACACUCUGGGAAUAAAAGUGGCGACUGGACAAUGAGGACACUCUGUGGAACCCCAGAGUACAUAGCCCCUGAGGUUUUGUUAAGGAAACAUUAUACCAGUGCGGUGGACAUGUGGGCACUUGGUGUGAUCACCUACGUUUUGCUUAGUGGAUUCCUUCCUUUUGAUGAUGACAAUCAUACAAGACUUUACAGGAAGAUACUGAAAGGCAAAUAUAAUUAUACAGGAGAGCCUUGGCCAAAUAUUUCACAUUUGGCAAAGGACUUUAUAGACAAACUACUGAUUCUGGAAGCGAGUCACCGCAUGUCAGCUGAGCAGGCCCUGGAUCAUCCCUGGGUGGUGACCAUGGCGGCAGGCUCUUCCAGGAAGAAUCUUCAGAGGGUCAUUUCUCAGAACCUCACGAAGAGGGCAUCUCCCCACUCUCAGAGUCCUGGAUCUGCACAGUCUUCUAAGUCAUGUUCUUAUCACAAAGCAAGGAAUACAUGGAACAAGAAAAACUUCAGGAUAGAAGAAUCACCACUCUCUGCACUUUUGUGAGCAGACAAACUUUAAAGCCACU
Messenger RNA from Condylura cristata (star-nosed mole), 1174 nucleotides. It is a transcript of the gene PSKH2, whose product is annotated as protein serine kinase H2. Gene Ontology annotation, biological process: protein phosphorylation. The transcript has 3 exons. NCBI's taxonomy places the organism in Eukaryota, Metazoa, Chordata, Mammalia, Eulipotyphla, Talpidae. The record is from RefSeq and is a predicted model, not a curated record. Bases 1 to 1152 code for a protein of 383 amino acids. Gene Ontology annotation, molecular function: ATP binding; protein kinase activity.